CACCCCUCGCCCUAUUCGAAUGGGUGUGAUCGGAUCUACCAUCUUGGGCAAGAAGCACUGUGGAUGGAGCACAGCCGGAUUCUACAAAUAGCUACCAGCCCUACAAGUCGAGACAAACAUGGAUAUUCUGUCUAGAUCCAAUGACCCCAUUCACCCCCUCGCACCAAACCCCCCACCUAAUCCCCCAACCGCGCGACCUCGCCCUCCACCCCCCGAAAGCUACCUCUUCAUCCAAGACGGCCUCAUAAUCGCCUGCGGCACGCUCUACGCCCUAUGCUACAUCUUCUGCGCCAUCCGCACCUACAGCGACCGAACGUACCCCGGCGCGCGCCACAAGUCCAUCCAAUUCAUGAGUCUGACGCUCGCGUACGAGCUCUUCUACGCGUUCGCGACAACGUCCUCCCGCUUCGAGGUCCUCGCGUUCCUGGCGUGGUUUGUGCUCGAUCUGGGGUUCGUGGGCGUGGCGCUGUGGAGGGCGCAUGCUGCGCAGGAGAGACGCGUGCUGGGGGCCAGGAUGCUGGCGUUUGUGGGGUUGGGGGUUGCAGCGUUGAAGGCUGCCACGGUUUGUUGGCCCGAUGAGAGGGAGCAGGUUACCGCGUUUUGGUCGGGCAUUUUGCUCCAGUUGCCCAUUGGGUGGGUUUGUUUGGGCGAGUUGAUUUCGGAGGGUGAUACGAGGGGGCAGUCGUUGGAUGUUUGGCUCACCCGCUAUCUGGGCUGUUUUACUGCCUACGGGGUGUUCUUCUGGCGAUACUGGAAUGUCCCCCAGAACUGGGGGUAUGUGGCUUCGUUGUGGAGUGUGGGGAUUAUUGUCUGGACGUUGGUGCCGGAGACGAUUUUCCCGUUUGUGUAUGUUUGGGUGCAUGUGACGAAGGUGAAGAGGGAGUAGAUGGGUUGAUGUGGGAUGGGUUUCUUGGGGAGUGGGGAGUACGAUUCUAUUUUUUUUUUUUUUUUUUUGGAGUUGGUUGGGG
Messenger RNA from Aspergillus heteromorphus CBS 117.55, 968 nucleotides. RefSeq lists its product as uncharacterized. The coding region runs from base 119 to 886 and encodes 255 amino acids. Lineage: Eukaryota; Fungi; Ascomycota; Eurotiomycetes; Eurotiales; Aspergillaceae. The record is from RefSeq and is a predicted model, not a curated record. The transcript has 3 exons. Gene Ontology annotation, molecular function: lyase activity.